AUGACGGUUGGCAUUUUCAGUUGGCUCUCUGGGCUGCUCCUAAACUGCUGGAUCCUAUCCGUGAACACCAAGGACUAUCGCGCAGGUAUCAGGUUGAGUCCGUGUGACCAGCUUCUGACUCUUAUGGGGUCAGCCAACUUGGUGCUGCAGACUGCGCUGAGCGCGGACAUCGUGCUGCUGACGUUUCGCUCAUACAGCGCGUACGUCACUCAGGUACACCGUAAGAUAUUGAGUGUGCAGAUGUUUCUGAUUUCUCUCAGCCUUUGGCUCACCGUCUGGCUCUCUGUCUACUACUGCCUGAGAAUUGUCAACUUCACCCACGGGUUGUUAUUUACUUUGAAGAUGAGAAUAUCAGCCUUUCUGCCACGGCUCCUGGUUUUCUCAGUUGUUCAUUCCUUCUUCAUUGCCAUCCCGUCGGUCUGGACCAUCUCCGUGAAAGUCUUGCCGAGUCCAUUCCAAAACAUGACAUUGAAUUCCACAAUAAAUCGAACCGAUCUGUCUAUGGAUUUCCACUACUUCAUGGUUAUCUUCUUGGGGUGUAUUAUACCUCUAUCCUUAACCCUUAUCCCCAUCGGGGCCACUCUGAGAUCACUCUGGAAACACACAAGAAGGAUGAAAAAGAAUGAUUUUGGCCGCCCCCAGAUUCAAGCCCACGUCACAGCGGCCAGGACCAUGAUCCUUCUAACCAUUCUGUACGUUAUGUUCUAUGUCGCGUCCAUCUCGGUGCUGUCCUGCUCGUUUAAUAUCAGAAGUAUUGAAAUGCACUUCAGUUGGUUUUUCAUAAUGUUUUAUCCCACAACCCAAUCCAUUGUUUUAAUUGCAGGGAAUUCCAAACUGAGGAAAGCUGCCAAAUCUUUCCAGAAACAAUGGACGUUAACUGAAUAG
Messenger RNA from Spea bombifrons (plains spadefoot toad), 885 nucleotides. RefSeq names its product taste receptor type 2 member 40-like. The record is from RefSeq and is a predicted model, not a curated record. Gene Ontology annotation, biological process: detection of chemical stimulus involved in sensory perception of bitter taste; sensory perception of taste; G protein-coupled receptor signaling pathway. Gene Ontology annotation, molecular function: bitter taste receptor activity; G protein-coupled receptor activity. The transcript has a single exon. Gene Ontology annotation, cellular component: membrane. Lineage: Eukaryota; Metazoa; Chordata; Amphibia; Anura; Pelobatidae. The coding region runs from base 1 to 885 and encodes 294 amino acids.